Messenger RNA from Rotaria sp. Silwood2, 651 nucleotides. The record is from the annotation of a GenBank genome assembly. Lineage: Eukaryota; Metazoa; Rotifera; Eurotatoria; Philodinida; Philodinidae.
AUGGAAGGCGGUGAUAACAGCUUGUAUCGCGUAUUGAACAACAUACUACGCUCUGAAAAUCGUCGUGAGGUCGUACCAUGGUUUGGAUACCUGAAAUUAUUCGAUACAGCUCUCUCCAAACUGCCGACCAUCCAAGAAUGUAUUUGGCGAGGUGUAGCUGGAGAUAUUAGUCAACAAUUUAAAGAAGGAGAUAAAUUAACAUGGUGGAGUAUAAGUUCUUGUUCCGUAUCUUUGAAAGUCGUACAAGAUUUUCUGGGAUCGGAAGAGAACGCCACUCUAUUCAUGAUCGAAGCUAAAAAUGCCAAAAAUAUCAAUGGCUACACAAAUUACCCUAAUGAACAAGAAGUUUUAUUGCGACCAGGAACUCAAUUACGUGUGAAAGACAAUGCUUUGCAUCAUAAAGGAGGUUUACAUGUUGUUCACUUGGCUGAAGUAUAUGAUGGUCAUGAAGCACAAUUGCCAAACGCUAUGGCCUCUCUGAACUUAUCAUCAAAAUCAGAAAACAAAAGUGCUUCCAAGAAUGAACAUUCGGCAUCGGCAUCUGCUUCAAUUUCAACGCCACAAGCAACAAAGAAACAAUCAUCAUCUAACUCAUCGGAAACAGAUCCAUCGAGCAAUAUGCCUGCUUACAACUAUGUAUUUGUCAAAUAA